AUGCCUAUCUCAACAUUCUCAUAUAAUCGUUGGCAUAAUUACUUAUGUUAUGAAUAUCAAAGUGCAGCAUUUUUGAUGGAAAAUGAUAGUGAACGGUGGCAAAUAGCAUGUUUGUGGAAUGGUAAUGAUAUAAAUGGGACAUGUGCGCCAGCACCAUCCUAUAAUAAGCCAAUUGCUUAUAUCGAACCUGAAAAAUGGCGAAAAAUGUUAUAUAAAUUCCGAAAAAGUAUUGGCUGUACAGCAAGAGCCAUGUGGGAAGCCCAAAAGGCUCAAGAAUUAUAUGUGUGUUCAGAACGAUGUUUACAUGGCGGCAUUGGUUAUACGCCAGUAUUGCUUAUCUCUGUGACACUUAUGAUAUCCAUCACUCUGUUAUGUUUCCGAGGAUAG
Cercopithifilaria johnstoni is the source of this 387-nucleotide messenger RNA. NCBI's taxonomy places the organism in Eukaryota, Metazoa, Nematoda, Chromadorea, Rhabditida, Onchocercidae. The record is from the annotation of a GenBank genome assembly.